AUUUGAGCAAGAAAUCUAUAAUGAAGUCUGUUAUUUUCGUUGCUCUCGUACUGUUGUACACUGUUAAUGCCGGAAAAGUCGUGAAGAGGGACAAUCAUGAGGAUGAGGCAGACAGCGAAGACGCAUACUCAUGUGUCCAGGGACCUGAUGGCAAGGUUGAGUCCUCUGACUGUGAAGCUGGAGAUAAAUGCUCUUCCCCCACAUUCGUGGACUACCAAGGCUACAACUCUGAGGUAGAAUGGGGAUGUGGAUGUGCUGAUGGUGUUGAUGACUGUGACGAAUGUGAAAAUGAAGAUGGUGCCUCCGGAUGUAACGCUGAUAAAUCACAGAAGUUUGAGUGCUAUAACCACUCCUGGAACGCUGAGAGCGCCGCCUGGGAAGCCGUUGCCGAAGCCACAUCUUGUCACGUCAGCGCCGAAACCGAUGUCAAAUGUAACAGCCCCGCACCCCUCGCUCUUGAAGAUGAAUGGGAAAGCUUUCAAUCUGGAUGUGGACCUUGUGCCAAUGACGAGAAUGAGAAAUGUGUGUCUUGUGAAGGUGAUGGUUGCAACUCUGCUGCUGCCCUGGCUGCUUUCUUCCUCCCUUUGAUGGCUGCCCUUUACGCACUCAUGUAAACUCUUUGAAGAGCUUACUUAUACUUAGUACGAUUAUAGUACGAUAUAGCUACUUUAUGUUUAGCGUGGGGUAUUAUCAAAAUCAAUGUUUUGUAGUUUUAUCUAAUGUUUAAAUGCCCACGUAGGUGCUUUCAAAAAGUCAUAUUUACUUUACUGUUUUGAAAUAUAUAAUGCUUCUAUCGUUAUUUUUUGUGAAUUAAU
This is a messenger RNA of Bolinopsis microptera, 815 nucleotides long. RefSeq lists its product as uncharacterized. Lineage: Eukaryota; Metazoa; Ctenophora; Tentaculata; Lobata; Bolinopsidae. The transcript is spliced from 5 exons. The record is from RefSeq and is a predicted model, not a curated record. The coding region runs from base 21 to 614 and encodes 197 amino acids.